This is a messenger RNA of Cygnus olor (mute swan), 8932 nucleotides long. RefSeq names its product shieldin complex subunit 2 (gene SHLD2). The record is from RefSeq and is a predicted model, not a curated record. The coding region runs from base 5447 to 8134 and encodes 895 amino acids. Gene Ontology annotation, cellular component: site of double-strand break; nucleus. Lineage: Eukaryota; Metazoa; Chordata; Aves; Anseriformes; Anatidae. The transcript is spliced from 15 exons. Gene Ontology annotation, biological process: regulation of double-strand break repair via homologous recombination.
CACAUGAGCCUAAACAAGAGAUUUAAACUCAAUGUAAAGCCCAAAGUGAUGGGGCAACAGCAAAAAAAAACAACAACCCUACAGCUGUACGGUAGCUUCUAUCCAAGCUUCUCCUACAUCACUAACCAUAAAACAGAGCCCUGAUGGAUUUAUUAUUUCCCCCUCUACUUCCCAAAUCCUUGGCCGUAGGUUGUGCCAAGUGGCACACUGGAUUGUAGCAGGCACAGAGUGUCCUUUAGAUGCUAGGACAAGGCACCGCGAAUUUCCUAUUAUGUAAAGAGAAGACCAUAUUCAGGCCCUCAGGACUGAAAAAAGGCCAGCAUACAUUACCCAAACUAAAGCACUGUGCCACUCUGAAAGCCAGUCCUGAAUGCUCUGGAAACCAUCCCAGUUUCAGAGGAACUGAGUGCUGCUCAAAUAAAGCUGAGGGCCCAGCUCUGCUUUCUUAUGUGAUUUCAAUCAGCAAAAGAAAGGACCAUGCCUCCAUGGAACAGAAUUUAAAUUGUGUGUGUCCAUGGGGGAAGGGUGGCCUCCAAAGACGAAUUCACUGGUUUCUGACUUAGGUAGCUGUAAAGGUGUUAACGUUUGGGCUUUCAAGAAACUUCUCACAGGAACUAAUGUGUGAAAUCUACCUGAUACCUAUUAAAGCCCAACCCAACACUAAGUUACAACAUAUGCUUUAACAGGUCUUACUGAUCUUUCAGAGGAGCAGUUAGCUUUUUGUCGAGCCUUGAGCAAGAGCAAACACCACUGGUGGCACUGACCGUCCUGCCUGGGGCCUGCAGUCCCUCUUGACCCAUCAGGUACGCUCAGAACAGGGCUCCUCUGAAGGCCUUGCUCAAGCCAGACAGCUCCAAAGCCCCAGUCUGUGCUGAGCAGAAAUGAACUCUGCCCCUCCAGCCUCAUCUGAACUAGGUCACUGUGCAUUGAUUCAACCCAUAUAUUUAUUCAGACUUCAGCAAGUUGUGUACAUAAAGUGGUUUUGCCAGAACUAUGACAGAACUACUCGUGCAGGCACACAAAAUGUUGUUUAUGGAUAUACGGAAAGCACUGGGGGGUGAAAUAGUUUAGGAUAGUUAUUCUGUACAAUUUCAACAGGGAAACAAAAUACAAAAGGAAAGACCAGUCCCUUUGCACCUCAUAUGGAAGACAGGGCAUGAAAAGGUGAACAAGCAGCAGUUUAACAAGACACGUGCAAAACAGCUACAUCUCCAUCGCUUAGUAUUAUAGUCACAGGUUGCUAUAAACUUUCUUGUAAUAAAUAUUAAACUUUCAAACCAAAUGAACUAGGGAAAAAGACCCAACACUAACUAAAGUAUUGAAAUGCUUUCAGCUGAGACACAUCCUUGUCACCCACACAUGCACACCAGAAUAGGGACAGCUUUUAGACUUGAGGCUGAAAUUAUCCUUUUCUGGGCAACUUUACAUUUUUGAGCAACUUAGCUUCUUUCAUAGUCUUUUAACCAGUUUUAAUUGAAAUGGCUUGUUGGGUGGCUUAUCAUAAGUAGGUGACUAGCCAAUUCGGAGUCGUGUUGACUUUGCUAGGCACUUUACUCCAGUUUAUCCACUAAAACAUUUAUUACAAUGUCAGAUGCAGUUCAGGGUGUGGAUUUCAGGUUCCCUGAGAGGUGACAUGCAGUUCCUGCCUUCUGUGGCACAGAUGGAUAGCAUUUAAGAUGUGCUAACAGUUCAUUCCUUUUCACUGCUCAGCCAGUCACUGUUUUCCAGGAACUGUAAUCCUUCCACAGGAGGCCCACCUCUGACAGGGAAGUUAUUUGUGCUGCGCUGCUAGGACUGAUGAGAACCAGGCAUCUGAGAACGCUGUACAUUCCAGCUGCGAGAGGAUGCACACAGAUAAAAGACUUAAUUUCUGUUCUAUUUGGACAUGAGUGAAAUUUAGUUUGACAGCUUCCUAAUUUGGCAGGAGGAGAAUAUUGCCAUGCAUUAAUAUGGCUCUUUUGGCAGUGUUACUAUGCAUUCAAUAACCCAAUUCUAAAAAUGGACCACAGAUAAAAUACUGCUUUAUUCGUUGUUUUGUUUGAUUCUUAAUACAUAAGCAAUUAAAGCCACCACUGCACAGCAGUAUAGUUUUUUAAACCCUGGCAAGUUCCACAUAGUUAAGUCUCUGGAAACUUGUGACUUUUACAGCUAGCUAGCUAGACAAAAUAGUUUGAAGAAAGCCUCAAGUUACAGUGUGACUCACUGCCAUGGAAAAUACUUUUCACUGAAAAAUACAGAUUCUUGUUCUGCUUGAGAAUUCUUUUUCCUUGCCACACCCCACGAAGUUAAACAGCAUGCGAAGCCUGAGUUUGUUUUUCUAAGCGGAAGACAGGCUAGCUGAAGAAUUAUUUUCAUCUUAAUGUUGUUUCAUUACUGGUCAGUAUAUAGUUUGGGCUUUGCUACCACACUGCACUGUCAUGGCUUUUAAAGCUUCCAUUUUAUGACCUCCAUUUUGGAGCUAAACUUCACCGAGUUAACUCCUGCACUGAGCUCAAUGCUUGUUUUGCUCAGAGUAAAAUUUGCUUAUGAUUUAAGCUUAGAUUCUUAGCUGUUAUGGGCUAGUUUUCCCUUUUGCAAAAAGAGGUGGCAAAGCACUUGAGGCACAGUAUUUUUGAAAUACAUGUCAAAGCAGCAAUUAUCAGCGUGACUGUAUUUUGGGUUCUGUGAUCACAGCAGUGAGUUACCAUGUUAAUCAGCUGGUUUCUAUUAAGGAUUGUACUAACAGGCACGUAAUGGGGCUUUGGAUUUAAAACCAAAAACUGGCUAGCUUUUAUGUUGUGCAGAUUCCAGUAUGUUUGUCAUGCUUCCUUAGAAAAGCGGCGUACAGAACCACUGACUUUUGGAGGAUGAUUACUGACUGCCUCCAUGUAAUACCACACACUUAGAGUAAGUUAGCGUCCUUAUGGCCCGAUCUUGUAGUGCAGUGAUGACAAACAGCGCCUACCUAUGCUAAGGAGGAGCCCAAGCCAGGCCCCCAAACUAAACCGUUACCACAGCAACAGCGGAGGCAAAACACGGUGAGCCACAGCUCCUCAUGUCUCGCCGGCCUCAGAGAGAAACUUCCCCACACCACCCAGCAAACUCCAGGCAGACCUCUAACAAAGCCACAUGAGUAAUUCGGUGCUGGAAAAUAAGAACAUCGUACAAUAAUCGGCAACAAGAAUUACUCAUUCCUAAAUUUAAUUCACUGACUGCCAAGGGAGGAGAUAAAAGUAUUUGUUUCUUCACAUACAGCAUUAGUCAGCUACGACCUGGGACACAAAAGAGGCUGCCCUAGGGACAGAUCCCACCGUACUGACAACAAGAUGUCUCCAUGCAGUGACCAAGUGACUACUAAGGUAUCGAGCCAGACAGAACGCUUCACCCUACCGCUUCUUCUGCGCCUUCAUUCUUCAGGCAGCUGUCACUGCAAUGAACAAGAGCAGCUGUGGUUUCCUGUUAGUGCUGGCCACUAGCACGCAAGUCACCACACAAGCAAGGGAAAGAAUAAUCUGACCCGCAGCAUUACUUCAGCUACCACUGAGCAUCAGCCCAGUCUCAAAUACUUAGCUUGGAUCAUAAGCAACUGGAGUUCCUCCAUGCCCUCCAUGCAAGAGAACUGCUCAUGUCCAAUUUCUCAAAGGGAUGAGGAGGCAUCUAAUUAGUUUCCUGUCCAGCAAACAGCUAAAUUGCAGAAAAGUCUUUAAAACCUGGAUUUGUGUGCUGCAAGACCUACUACUUAAACGGGUAUAUUCAUGACCAUCUUGUAAAGAUACCUACAGCGCAGAAGAGAAGCACAUCAAAAGAAAAAGAAUCACCACCUUCUUGAGUUGCAAAAGUUUGCAGGGCCUACUACUCCAGGCUUCUCUUCUCUGCAGUCUUGAAAACAGAAUUAAGGAUUCUUUUCUCUAAAAAUGAAAUAGGCAACAGAAACGACAGCAGAAAAGAAGGUACAGAAGGACCAGUAGUCAAGGAAUGAAUGGCUCAAUUUCUGCCAGCAGACAGUACAAAGCCGAAGUUCACAAGUCUGCAUCUGAAGAGACGUAGGAGCAGUGUUCCUCCUACUGCUCUGAAAGCCUUCCAGAUGCCAACUCACCCCCUUCUUUUAAAAGAUCCCAAGUACGGAUGCCUAUAGAACCAAGGAGCAAAUCCCAGAGUGCAUUAGGUUGAGAAAACUGUCUUGGACCAGUCUAGCAGGCAGAGCCCUAACCUUUCCAAAAGUGCUGCAGUGCUUGCUGCCGUGUCAGAGAAAUUGGGCAUAAGAAAUGCUACUUAAUCAAGAAUGUCUACCGAGGAUUUAGAAGCAUAAGGAUCGGAACAGAAGUACCUGGGAUGCUGUCAGAAGAUCUGUCUUUGAGCAGCAUCAGUAGAAAAAAAUCCUGGAUGGAUUCAAAGGUUAAAAAGACAUGUAACAGACAGACUGGGACAAGAUUGAAUCUUACACCUGUGGCAGAUGGAUUAGUUCCUGAAUUUCUCUGCUGGUGUUCUGUUUUCUACCUCUGCAGAAUUCCCUACUGCAGUAGCUUAUUAACAACACUGCCAAAACUUAUAAACAUGUAGUUAGGUGUCUGCAUUUUAAUGCAUAAAAUGCUUGUAGCUGUAGCUGAGUAUUUUAAAAUGACAAUAUAGCAGAUAACUUAAAUCUAGGAUUUCUGUUUUGUGGUGUGUAAGGUAGAUAACUUUUUAAUAAGCUUAGAAGUGUUUUGAACUUCAACAGUAUGAUAAAUAUGUGGAUUAAAGCAACUUCUAAAUUGUCUGCUCAAGCGUCACUGUGACCUCUUAAUGCUUAUUAAAUACUUAAAAAUUUAUUGGUAAUAUCCUGAAAUAUGCCUUUAAAAUAUUCACUUACCAAAUACAGUACUUUUAUGCUAAAACAGCAAUGUUAAUUUAUAGCUAUGUAAAUUAUGAAAUUCUACUGAAUUUUUCUGAAAUUUAAGAGACUCUAGUAUAUUUGAGUUAAAAUUGUUAUUUUUUCCAGGGGAUGGAAUUGUCCUAACUGCUGUAAAAGUUUGAGACACUUAUUUCACAUCAAUUACAAUGUAAAUUCACAUGAUGUUAAUUAGUGAUAAUAAAUGAGCUUAAGUCUGCUCAGGUGAUAGAAGAGUGAGUAAUAAAAGUUAGGUUCCUGGAAACUUUGUUAGGGUCUUUUCAGUACAUACUGACCUUCACUACAGGUCUGCGUCUGCUACAUAUUUCCAAGUAUAAGAAUCAUAAAUUAAGCCCUACUGUAGAUAAUUUAGUAUGCUAAAUAAGCUUGACCCAGUAAAUAACUUCCUUUUUUAUCAUGCAUUUAAUUUUAUAAGCAUUAACUAGUAUUUUUACUAGUAAAAUUAUGAAGUAUUCCUUUGAAAUUUAGGUAUUUUAAAUUUAAGAAAAAGCUGAAAUCAUUCUUAUUGUGCUAGUGUUUAGUGUUGUAGUUACUGCAUAAACCACACUGUUCAAAGUCAAACUUAGCCAACAAUCAAAAAUGUCGAAAAGAUCUCAAAUUCAUAUUUUUGUUGGAGCGCCCACUAUUCCAAGCCAAAUGGACAUGUCUGAAGAAAGUAGUUUGGCACCUGCUGUUGAAAAAUGGAGAGAACUCCACUGUUCAUUUGAUAUACAUAGUCUUUUUUCUGAAAAAGUCAAAGGGACAGACUGUUUAAUGUUUCAGGCAGGAAGCUCCCCAGUCACAGCAGUUUCUGCAAAUGAUGACAGCUCUCAGCAGCCUGAACAGGGGCGAUUAACGGCAGCAAAAGAAUGUUUGUCAUCUUUUGUACCUAUUGUGGGAAUUUGUGCCAGUACACCCCAAAAGACCAGAAGUUUAAUUCAUUCUGAUUGUCAAAUAUCCAGAGAUGGACAGGAACCUGCAAACAUAAAUCCGGCUGCAGAUCAACACCUUCUUCAAAAACUUGUGAAAUCCAAUAGACAAUGUAAGCAAUCAUGUGACUGUUCAAACAUCACUGAAGUAAAAGCCAGUCAUUUAGAAGAUAAGGGCUCUGACAUUUCUGAUUUGGUGGCUAGUACGAAGGAGAUUAGCAUACACCUAAGGUCUGUGGAACAAGGUGUUCAAUCAGAUGAUAAAAACGAUCACCAUGAACAUCUAAGUCAAUAUCUGGAUAUGUUUUUCCCCAAAAAUCAAGAGUCAAAACCAAGAGGAAAACCAAGUGGUUGUGUAGACCUUGCAGUGUCAACUGAUACUGAAUUUCGUAGUAUAAUGACUUCAAGUCAGGUGGCUGUUCUUGCACAGAAUCACUUUAAGAACAAGAAUGAGAUGCAGAGAACUGUACAGCUAUUAGAAACAGGGAAUAAAUGUGAAAGAAGACUAUGUGAUCACUUUAAAUUUGAAUCUGAUGCUGGAACAUGUCUUAGCGUGGCUGAAAAUGACUGUGGGCAGGAGUAUACAAGUUCUCUCGAACUUUUCAGUUCGCAGUGUGAUGAGAAAAACAUUUGCUUCGAAGCUACAAGAGAAGUGAAUGCUCAUGAAAAUACAGGGAAGUCUCACAAAUCUCAUGUUUCUGCUGUGCAAUUUGAAAAUGAAAUCCAUAUUGAACCUUUGAGCUCAGGAAUACUGUGCUCUCAGGGAGAAAGUUCUCAUAAGAGCUCUUCUAAAAGAGCCCACAAGUCUGAAGAUUUUUUUCAUAUUUUCCCAUCAACAUUUAAAAGGCAGCUGAAAUGCAAGAGAGCAAAAUUGAAUUCUCCUCCAGCUGGUCCUGGAAUGAGAGUCGAUCAAGAAAGGACAGAGUUCAAGCAGUCUCAAAGGGAACUACUGUCGCCACUUAAGAACUGCUGCUGCAAAAAUCAAAAGUACAAUGUGUUGGUCACAAUAGUACAUCCAUGUCUUAUCAAAGAAAUACAGAUUAAGGCUAGACCAAAAUCUUCAUGUAAAGUGCCAGUAGCAACAAUUGUAGUUACUGACCAGUCAGAGACUGAGAGGAAGGUGGUGCUAUGGCGUGGUGCUGCAUUUUGGUCACUCACUGUGUUUCCUGGGGAUAUCGUAUUACUUACAGAUAUCAUGAUGUAUGAGAAUCUUUGGUAUGGAGAAAUCAUGCUGCAAUCUACGUUUACCAGUCAGUUACUGAAUCUGGGGAACUGCUCAGCUCUCAAUCCAGAAGAAUUUUAUCAUAUAGUGGAUGGCGAUGUUCUCCGUGGCUUACUGGCAUACGUAUCAUCAGAAUUUCCUCACUUCGGACACAUUCCACGAAGGCAAGUUCAGAGACUGAAUAGUGUUCAGUAUGCUCAGCUAGACCAGCUUCAGCCAAACACAUUGGUUCACUUGAUCUUAAAAAUCAUCAACAUUGCCAUAUUAACAGAAUCCGUGUAUAGCUACAGAGGCGGCACCCAGAGAAAAGUUAUUCUAACAGUAGAACAGAGAAGAGACCGACACUACAGAAUGGUGCUGUGGGGAGCAGGAGCUGCCUGGUGCCCUCUACUUCAAAGGAGAAAAGGUCAUCUAUGGGACUUUAAAUACCUUCUGGUCCAACGAAGUUCUGUCUCAGGUGACUUAGAGUUGCACACAACUCCAUGGUCAUCCUGUGAGUGUUUGUUUGAUGAUGACAAAAGGGCCAUUGAAUUUAAAGAAAAGUUUCAGAAAAGCAAAACCUCUGUCAUGAAAAUGACAAAUCUAUCAGCACAUUUGGAUGAAAAAUGCUCAGGAGUGAUUCAAGUGAAAGCCCACAUCUUAGAGCUGAAGUUCACUGUUUUAACUGGUCAGUACAGGCAACUCAUCUUCCAUGCUGACACUUCCCUGGAGUGUGUGUUGGCUUCUCUGCCUAUGAUUACGUAUUCAGGCUGUGCUAAAUGUGGCUUGGAACUACAGGCAGAUGAGAAUAUGAUCUACAAGCAAUGUUUUAGAUGUUUGCCAUACAACAAAGUAAAAACAUUCUACAGGCCUGCUUUGAUGACAGUAGAAGAUAGAGGAUGUGAAAUUAAUAUUCAUGUGGUGUCUGAGUUGAUGGAAAAAAUCUUCCUCAAUAUUCCUGCCGACUGGCUGAACAGAUCAGUAGUGCCUUCCUCAGAUAUAACGUACAGCACAAUAGUAGCAGAUCUGUGUCAUUCACUGCUAGCAGAUACAGAAGCAUCGUACUUCUUGGAAAUUAAGAGCCAUUUUGUGCUAGAUGAAAACAGCUAUCCUUUGCAAAAGGAUUUCCAUCUGCUAAAUUUCCAUCCUGAUCUUUGAAGCAUUGACCUCUGCCACAACUGAAUAACACUGUAAGAACAAGAUUGCAAGCAGAAGAAAAAUUAAUUAGCUCAAGGAAGCAAAUAUUUUUUUAAAAUACAAUAAGCAUUCUUGCAUUUAACUUAUUUCCCUCAAAAAACACAAAAGGACUGGUAUGGAAUAUCUGCUAAUUGUAUAUACUACCGCUGUAAAACUGAUGAAUUGUCAUAAAAUGUAUUUUUAUACAUAUAUUUUGAUUUUAAUAAACUCUUGCUGGUAUCUCAGUUUUCUACUCUACAGAAAAGUUUUCUAAUGUUAAGAGACUGAAUUUUUCAGAUAUGGCAUAUUAGAGGAAGAUGGUCACAAUUCAGUAACAUCAUUGUAGUUAAAAAGACUUUCAUCCUACCUGUUAUGUCUUUGCGCUUACUAUCCUAUUGUGGUUGCUUUCUGUCUUUUAACAGCAAGAUUUCUGCUGCUCUGCCUCAGAAUUGCUGCUUUUUUCUCUUAAAAUAGCUCUCUGAGAAUCUAAUCUUGUGUAGCUAGAAGCUAUUGCAUCAAUUUAAAUGGUCUUAAACAGUUUCAAAUGGUGCAUUCUUUUAUGGUCACCUUAAAUCAUUUAGUUGUAUGCAUGUAGCUAUAAGCUAGCAAAUAAACGUAAUCACCUUAAACCAAUUUAAAAUCAAUCAAAGACAAUUUAACUCAGUUUUACAAAACUCUCUCAGUUCAAUAAGAUUUAGAAAUCCAUUUAAUUCUUAUUAAAGUCUUAGUGUAUUCUUUGUGAUGUUCAUCGUUAAAAGACUGAGUAAAUGAUUACUGUAC